CCUCACCUUUCCUCCCGCGCCAACCCUCGCAAUGCCAGUUGCUCCCUUACACCACUGAGAAUGCCUGCUCGAUCGCCCAGGCGCAACACCAAUGACCUGCUUAACCAGCCCGGCUUCAUAGGGGCAGCUGCCCGCUUUUGGCAGCGCUCCUACGCCUCCGACUAUGUCGGCCUCGCGCUCCUAAUCAGUGGGUACAUCUUCAUCCAAUUCCUCGCCGAGCCCUUCCACCGCAUGUUCUACCUGUCCGACCUACGUAUCGCCUACCCACACGCCCUCUACGAACGCGUAAACGUAACCUGGCUCUUCAUAUACGCCGGCGCCCUCCCCCUCACCACCCUAAUCCUCUGGGCGCUCAUCACACGCCUGGAGACACACAAAGUGCACGUCACGCUGCUGGGCUGGCUGGUCAGCAUGAUCCUCACUUUAUUCCUAACAGACGUGAUCAAGAACGCCGUCGGGCGCCCGCGACCGGAUUUAAUCGCGCGGUGCAAGCCAGAGCCAGGGACGCCGGGGGAUGUGCUGGUUACGUGGGAGGUGUGCACGGAGACGAAUCAUCACGUGCUGCAUGAUGGGUGGCGCAGUUUUCCGUCAGGGCAUAGCAGUUUCUCGUUCAGCGGGCUGGGCUAUUUGAGUUUGUUCAUUGCGGGACAGUGUCACGUUUACAGGCCACGGGCGGAUCUGGCGAGGGUGUUGCUUGCGCUUGCGCCGCUGUUGGGGGCGGCGCUGAUUGCGAUAAGCAGGUGUGAGGAUUACAGACACGAUGUUUAUGAUGUGAGCGUGGGCUCGUUGCUGGGCAUGUCGGUGGCACACUACACCUAUAGGAGGUAUUAUCCAGCGUUGAGAAGCAGGGACUGUGCUACGCCGUACCCGAACCCGGCAGAUGAGAAGGGUUUUGGCAAGAUCAAGGACGAGGAGAGCAUCAGGGGUGCGCAGGAAUUCGAGCUGGAUGACUUCGAUGAGGAGGAUGAGGAAAGGGGGAGUAGGCCUUUGAACGGGCGGAGAUGAAGAAUGACACCAGUUCGAUACUGUUCAACCCAAUGGCUCGGAACUAAUCAC
Messenger RNA from Macroventuria anomochaeta, 1056 nucleotides. RefSeq names its product PAP2-domain-containing protein. The transcript is spliced from 3 exons. NCBI's taxonomy places the organism in Eukaryota, Fungi, Ascomycota, Dothideomycetes, Pleosporales, Didymellaceae. The record is from RefSeq and is a predicted model, not a curated record. Gene Ontology annotation, biological process: phospholipid metabolic process. The coding region runs from base 61 to 1005 and encodes 314 amino acids. Gene Ontology annotation, molecular function: phosphatidate phosphatase activity.